Molecule: messenger RNA, 720 nt
Organism: Aspergillus tanneri
Lineage: Eukaryota; Fungi; Ascomycota; Eurotiomycetes; Eurotiales; Aspergillaceae
Product: GNAT family N-acetyltransferase
Exons: 1
Coding region: 1-720 (239 amino acids)
Molecular function (GO): protein-N-terminal-alanine acetyltransferase activity; protein N-terminal-serine acetyltransferase activity
Source: RefSeq, a predicted model, not a curated record
AUGACUCCACUAGGCCCACCAGUCUCCCAGCCCACAGCACUGAGACCAUCAUCCGCCGCGGUGCUCGAAGGACGCACAGUCCGCUUGAUCAACCUCCGUCCUGAGCAUGCAGACCAUCUUUUCCCCCUUGUCGGGGGAAACGACGCGACCAUAGCCUCACUCUGGACCUACAUGCUGGAUGGUCCAUGGAACGACAUCGAGGCAUUCCGCAGCGCAGUAACCGCCAAGUCUAAGUUGACAGAUCCAUGCUUUUUCGCUAUCCAGGAUUCCUCUACGGGUCGUGUUUUGGGCCAGCUCUCACUCAUGAACAUUGUUCCCGAGCACCUGAGGGUCGAGAUCGGUAGUGUACUAUUCUCUCCGGCACUGCAGCGAACGACCGGCGCAACGGAGGCAGUCUACCUCCUUAUACAGUAUGCAGUCGAGAUCCUUGGGUACCGUCGUGUGGAAUGGAAGUGCAAUGCCUUGAAUCAGGCAUCGCAAAAUGCGGCUGUGAGGCUUGGGUUCUCGUUUGAGGGCGUCUUUCGGCAGCAUAUGGUUUUGAAAGGCAGGAGUAGAGAUACGGCAUGGUAUUCGAUCCUAAAGGAGGAAUGGGAACAGAAGAAUAUCAAGAAGGCUUUGGAACUCUGGCUCCGGGAGGCUAAUUUUGAUGCGGAGGGAAGGCAGAAGAAAGGAUUGGUAGAAAUCAGGAAGGAGCUUGAAGACCUUACAUCUAGCCAUUAA